Messenger RNA from Papilio machaon (common yellow swallowtail), 4348 nucleotides. RefSeq names its product calcium-dependent secretion activator (gene Cadps). The transcript is spliced from 33 exons. The coding region runs from base 213 to 4343 and encodes 1376 amino acids. Lineage: Eukaryota; Metazoa; Arthropoda; Insecta; Lepidoptera; Papilionidae. Gene Ontology annotation, biological process: synaptic vesicle exocytosis; dense core granule exocytosis. The record is from RefSeq and is a predicted model, not a curated record.
AUCGACCCAACGCGUCGGUCGCCAUUUUGUUAACGCGCAGGCGCGAAAAAAUAUGCGGACCAAAUGACGUUUGCAAGCCACAGUACCACGAAUUCCGGCCCUGUAUAUAACUGUAAAUAUUCUGCUCUCGAACGGAAUUAAGAUUUUUUUUAUUAUCUACAACAUCUGAAAAUGUUUGCUUGUUGAAGGCGGGCGAAUAGAGAGGCAACAAAAUGAUCGAUCCAAGCUCAUCGGAAGAAGACAGUGAGGAUGAACACAAGAAGCAACCAACGAAACUACCAGUGCCGCCUGGUUCUCUAGUCGGCGGGCGUCCCUCAGUGCGUGGCAAGCCCGAGUUACCACGAGGUUCCACAGCUGGAUUACCAGGUGCAAGUCCACUAACGACAGCACCAUUAGCUGCUCCCCUUCAUCCAGCAACCAGACAAAGAGAGCAAGCAGCGCUCGCCCCACCACCACAUGCAUCGUUCUUGCGCAGGACUUCGACGGGCAGUGCGAGCUCCGGGGAAGCACCAGCACCUUCACCAAGCCCAUCUGGUACCAGUCAUUCCGAUAAAGAUCAAGACCCACAGGAGAAAAUAGAGAAGUUAGAAGAGGACAAAAAGCGUCGCCUGCAACUGUAUGUGUUUGUAUCAAGAUGUAUAGCACAUCCCUUCAACGCGAAACAACCUACAGAUAUGACAAGAAGACAUACAAAACUCACACCACAUCAACUUGAAACUAUCCAGGCUCGAUUCCAGGCAUUCCUGAAAGGUGAAACCCAAAUCUUGGCAGAUGAAGCAUUCCAAAAUGCAGUUCAGUCAUACUACGACGUGUUCCUGAAAUCGGAACGAGUUGAACAGAUGGUGAAAUCCGGCGCCUGUUCUCAUCAUGAUUUCCGUGAAGUUUUUAGAAACAACAUAGAAAAAAGAGUCAGGUCUUUGCCUGAGAUAGAUGGAUUAAGCAAAGAGACAGUACUAACAACUUGGCUUGCUAAAUUGGAUUGCAUCAUGAAAGGAACUGGUAUCCCUGGCGAUGACGAGACCAAAAGACCAUCGCGAGCUCAACAACAGAGCCUCAAUGCGGAGUGCAUACUCAGCAAAGAACAGCUAUACGAUAUGUUCCAGCAAAUAUUAGGAGUUAAGAAAUUUGAGCAUCAACUUCUCUUCAAUGCUUUACUGUUGGAUUCAGCUGAUGAGCAAGCUGCAGCUAUUAGAAGAGAACUUGAUGGAAGAAUGCAAAAAGUUAACGAAAUGGAGAAGAAUCGCAAAUUGAUGCCAAAAUUCGUGCUGAAAGAAAUGGAAUCCCUCUAUAUAGAAGAAUUGAAAUCCUCCAUCAAUCUUUUGAUGGCCAAUUUGGAGUCUCUGCCAGUCUCAAAAGGAGGAGCUGACUCUAAAUACGGUCUACAUAGAAUCAAGCGGUAUAAUCACAGAUCGAAUGCUGGACCAGAUCCGAGUCCAAGGUUGAGUAAGCAGCUGUGUUUCAGAUCGCAAGGCUCUCUAGCGAACAAGCUGACCGGCGAAGGCGAUGGGGGGGACGUCGACACACAACUCACUAAAAUGGAUGUGGUUCUAACUUUCCAAAUUGAGGUGGUAGUUAUGGAAGUAAAAGGUCUGAAGUCUCUGGCGCCGAACAGGAUCGUCUACUGCACUAUGGAAGUAGAGGGAGGUGACAAGUUACAGACUGAUCAAGCUGAAGCCUCAAAACCUAUGUGGGAUACUCAAGGCGACUUCAGCACAACACAGCCUCUGCCAGCUGUGAAGGUAAAACUAUACACCGAAAACCCAGGAGUUCUAGCUCUAGAAGACAAGGAACUAGGCAAGGUUGUUUUGAGACCAACACCUCUUUCGAGUAAGGCCCCAGAAUGGCAUCGUAUGACAGUGCCAAAGAACUUACCCGAUCAAGAUUUGAGGAUCAAAAUUGCAUGUAGAAUGGAUAAGCCUCUGAAUAUGAAGCAUUGCGGAUAUCUCCACGUGAUUGGUAAGAACGUGUGGCGUAAAUGGAAGCGUCGCUACAUGGUGUUGGUACAAGUGAGCCAGUACACCUUUGCGUUGUGCUCGUACAAAGAUAAGAAGUCUGAGCCAGCUGAAAUGAUGCAACUUGAUGGGUUCACUGUAGAUUACAUUGAGCUGGCCAGUGCUCAGCUGAUGGUUGGUCAAGAAUUGGAAGGAGCGAAAUACUUCAUGAACGCGGUUCGUGAUGGAGAGUCUGUUCUUAUGGGAGUGAGUGAUGAGAACGAAUGUCACUUGUGGGUGAUGGCAUUGUACCGUGCGACUGGACAGAGCCACAAACCUACGCCGCCAACUACAUCUGAUACGCAUAUCAAGAUCAUGGGAGACGCUGACAAAGCUCGCAAACACGGCAUGGAAGACUACAUCCAAGCUGAUCCAUGUCAAUUUGAUCAUCAUCAGCUUUUCUGUGUCCUGCAGUCGCUGACACUCAAGUAUCGUCUUCAAGAUCCGUACUGCUCUUUGGGUUGGUUUUCUCCGGGUCAAGUAUUCGUAUUAGACGAGUACUGCGCAAGAUACGGUGUCCGAGGUUGCUAUCGUCAUCUCUGUUAUCUAUCUGAUCUCCUCGAUGUAGCAGAGAGUGGCCAACAAACUGUUGAUCCAACCCUCAUGCAUUACUCGUUCGCGUUCUGCGCCAGUCAUGUCCAUGGAAAUAGGCCCGAUGGCGUGGGCAGCAUCACCGUGCAGGAGAAAGAGAAGUUUGCUGAGAUCAAGGACAGAUUGAAGACACUCCUCCAGCAUCAGAUCACCAACUUUAGAUACGCGUUCCCAUUCGGAAGACCGGAAGGCGCGCUCAAGGCGACUCUAUCAUUACUGGAGCGGGUUCUGAUGAAGGAUGUUGUGACUCCUGUCGCUCCAGAGGAAGUGCGGACAAUGAUCCAGACAAGUCUAGAGAAUGCAGCUCUACUUAAUUACACUCAACUCAGCCAGAAAGCUAAUAUUGAAGAGGACCUAAGAGGAGAAACAAUGGUGACACCAGCAAAGAAAUUAGAAGAUUUGAUCCAUCUAGCAGAAUUAUGUGUUGACCUUCUGCAGCAAAACGAGGAACAUUAUGCCGAGGCAUUCGCAUGGUUCUCUGAGCUGCUGGUGGAACACGCGGAGAUCUUCUGGGCGCUUUUCGGAGUCGAUAUGGACCGCGUGCUGUCGGAACAACCUCCUGAUACCUGGGACUCCUUCCCUCUUUUCCAAAUAUUGAAUGAUUAUUUGAGAAAUGAUGAUAAUCUUAAAGGAGGUAGAUUCCACGAGCACCUACGCGACACUUUUGCCCCAUUGGUUGUGCGAUACGUAGAUCUGAUGGAAUCGUCAAUUGCACAAUCUCUACACAAGGGAUUCGAGAAGGAGCGAUGGGAAAUUAAAGGUAAUGGUUGUUCAACGAGCGAGGAGUUGUUCUGGAAGUUGGACGCGCUGCAAUCCUUCAUCCGCGAUCUGCAUUGGCCGGAGCCCGACUUCCGCUCACACCUGGAGCAGCGGCUCAAGCUCAUGGCAUCAGACAUGAUGGAGACUUGCAUACAGAAGACCGAAGCAUCCUUCCAAUCGUGGCUGAAGAAGAGCGUGACGUUCAUGUCGACUGACUACAUCCUGCCGGCGGAGACUUGUGCGAUGGUGAAUGUGGCGCUGGAUGCAAAGAACCAAGCGCUCAAACUGUGCGCCGUUGAGGGGGUCGAUAUUUACCAGUAUCACGCAAAAAUGGAUGCCCAGAUUGAAGCCUGUCUUUUGGCCAUGUCAACGGGGAUGACAACUCGCCUGUCAGCGGUGCUCGAGGCAACGUUAGCUAAAAUAGCUAGAUUCGAUGAGGGAAGUUUGAUCGGAUCUAUCCUGACGAUAGCGAAUGUGUCUGGAUCUGGCAAAGAUAUCGGUCAGGGGUACGUCAACUUCAUGAGGAAUUCUAUGGAUCAAAUCAGGUCGAAGGUGACAGAUGAGCUGUGGAUCCUGCAGCUGUUCGAGCACUGGUACGGUAUCCAGGUGAACAUGGUGAGCACUUGGCUGGGUGAGCGACCAGCUCUCCAUCCGCAGCAGGUCGCCUGCCUCUCCAUCAUUCUUAAGAAAAUGUACAGCGACUUCGAGCUGCAAGGCGUAAUAGACGACAAGUUGAAUUCCAAAGUAUACCAGAGCGUGGCCGCGAGAAUGCACGCCGAGGAGACCACCUGCAGUCUGCUUCUGGCGCAGCAGGAUGCUGGCAGUGGUGAGGAUGGUGGCUCCGAAGAGGGCUCCAGAAGCGGAAAGUCUAAACUGGAAUCUCUAACAGAAGACGCUAAGUUGGGUAACGUCGGAGCUGUCGUUGGAAAGGUUGGCAACAUGUUCGGUCGCGGCAUUGGGGAACUUUCUACCAAACUUGGCGGAGCUUCGUCUUGGUUUUAGCGCUU